UCUCAGUCCGCAAUCGUCGGUUUUGCCAACCAAACGUGCUUCAUUUUCCAUCAACUAACGCUUCGAACCGUUUCAAAUACUUUCCGAUUCUGGGUUCAGGAUUCGGGGCUUGCCAGUGGGAUUCCGCAGAGAAUGCAACGGGAUUGAUAUUGACUUGUACCGAGGGCCAAGAAGAGCCUGGCAGAGCGACAGUACCCACUAGACGGACCCUGGCUGGCCAUCUUUCGUGGAUGUGACGGAGAACGGUGGGGAUUCAUCGAUACAUGGGCAGCGAAGGACCCAGGAGGGGACAAAGGAGCGCUCGAGGACUGUUGAAUUAGUUAGAGGCGAAGCAACAAAUACAAACAAACGGGCCAUUCAACAAUCUCUCGACGUCGCCGUAUCGAUUUUCCGUUACAUCGUUAUACACACACACUAACCCAGUUGGCACUCCACUGGCCAUUACGCAUACGCCCCAUAGCCACCCCCAAGAAGCAGAGGCAGAGAGCGUGCGGCGGUUCGACUCCAGCUGCCCCGCGAAGAGCCCCAAAAGCAGAAAAAGAGAGCGCCAGAGCCUGGCGGAUUUGUUGCAUCUCGGCGGAGCUGGAGGCAUGUUUCAUUUGGCACUCGCCAGCCGCGGACGGACAAACCAUUUAGGGCUACGGCAAUAGCCAUUGUAGAUAGCAUUCAUCAGCAUCGGAAAUCGCGACCAGUCACGACUUUUACUCUAGCUGCAAAUACCGCGGGACCUCCUUCGCGCACACAGAAGCCCGCCCCCAUCCUCCAAGGAAUUCGCAAACCACCAGCAGGUGUUCAGCAUGGCGAGACUUCAGCUGCAACCAGGACACACGGCGGCGGCGGUGGCGGCGGUGGUGCUGCUGGUGACGAUCGGCCAGGUGCUCGGCCAGGGGCUGCCGCAGGCCCAGGUGUGCCCCGAGCAGAGCGAGAUCGCGCCCUGCAUCUGCACGGUGAAGAAGAACGGACUGGACAUCCUGUGCGAGACCACCGACCUGGUGCACAUCACCAAGUCGAUGGGCACGCUGAAGGGCAAGAGCCCCAUCAUCUUCUACCUGAAGCUGCGCCACAACAACCUGCCCAAGCUGCAGGGCUUCGUCUUCCUGGCCCUGGACAUCCGUCACCUGACCAUCCACAACAGCAGCCUGGCGGCCAUCGAGGAGAACGCCCUCAGCUCGCUGGGCGAGGGACUCACCCAGCUGGAUGUCUCCCUGAACCAAAUGAAGACGGUGCCCUCGCAGGCUCUGGGGCACCUGUUCCACCUGUUGAUCCUCAAUCUGAACCACAACAAAAUCACCGUGAUUCACAACAACGCCUUCGAGGGACUGGAGACCCUGGAGAUUCUGACGCUCUACGAGAACAAGAUUACACAGAUCGAUCCCGAGGCUUUCCGAGGACUCGAGGACCAUAUUAAGCGCCUAAAUCUGGGUGGCAACGAUUUAAGCAGUGUCCCGCAGAAAGCUCUUUCCAUUUUGGGCACUCUGAAAAAACUUGAGAUCCAGGAGAACAAGAUACGCGCCAUCAGCGAAGGGGAUUUUGAAGGCUUACAGAGUUUGGACUCAUUGAUAUUGGCCCACAACAUGAUCACCACCGUGCCUGCCAAUGUCUUUAGCCACCUCACCCAGCUGAAUUCCUUGGAGCUCGAGGGCAACAAGAUCAGUUCAAUUGACAAGGAUGCUUUCAAGGGCCUGGAGGAGAACCUGCAGUAUCUGCGCCUGGGGGACAAUCAAAUCCACACUGUUCCCAGUGAGGCACUGCGUCCAUUGCACCGCCUUCGUCACUUGGACUUGCGCAAUAACAACAUCAAUGUUUUGGCCGAAGAUGCCUUCACUGGAUUUGGAGACUCUCUCACUUUCCUCAACCUGCAGAAGAAUGACAUUAAGGUUCUCCCAAGUCUUCUGUUCGAGAAUCUCAACUCCCUGGAGACGCUGAACCUGCAGAACAACAAGCUGCAGCGCAUUCCGCAGGACAUAAUGGAGCCGGUCAUCGACACCCUCCGGAUCAUCGAUAUCACUGACAACCCGCUGAAUUGCUCCUGCGAGCUGACCUGGUUCCCCAAGCUGCUGGAGGACCUGAAGAACAAGGACGACGAAAUGUCGCAGAAGAAGAAGCCUCUGUGCCACAUGUCGCUGGACAACCGCGAGUACUUUGUGCAGGCCAUGCCCACCGAGAAGAUGCACUGCGCCGGCCUCAAUGUGAGUCCCUCGCCCACCAGCGGCGGUCUGAUGCGGAUCCUGCAAGUGAACAUCCUGGCCCAGAUUGCCGUGUGUAGCGUGGCCUUUCUGACUAGCGUCUAAACUGAAGCCGCAUCUGUCCAGCUAGACGCGAUGUUCUAUGUGGGUCAGUUUCAGCUUCAGUUUCAGUUCCACCCCCCAGACCCAGCCUCAGACUCGGAUCAGUGAUCAGUGAUAGUAAAUAGUGCGGUCGCCCCCAGUUCCAUUCGGUUUGAUUCGGUUCACAGCGUAAAGCAACAUAAAGACCCCUAAAAUGCAAAACGCUGAUAGCAAUCCCAGACCCAAGAUCACAGACCUUUCGUACGUCUACAAACCAUUUCUGUGUUGUUGUAUUGUAUGUUUUCUUAUAGAUUAUAGAGAGUCCGUGAAUUAUGCAACUCUGCCAAUAAUUAGACUCAGAAAGCACGCUUUUUGAACCAGCAGCAAGUCGCAGCAGCAGCAGCGCAGCAAGAAUAUGUGUCCCAAUCCACCUUGUUGAAUUGACGCACCUCCAGAGGCAACACCAUCAUCCAACCCACUCCACUCCAACACGCACAGUAGCUCGACUCGAAGGGGAGUGCUGGUCUCGAUCAGCACGAGGAGAUAUUCAAUUGUUAACGGACAUAGCUUAGAUAUAAGGCUUGAUUUAGGCACCAGUGCACCUGCAGAGGAAAACCAAACCGAAACCCAAACAUAUCAGAAUAUUGUUACGUUUAAGCAAGGGAUUAUGUUGUUAUACGCGUUAACCUGCACAAUGUGUUUUGCAGGCCUAUAAGUACGGAUACCAAUUUAUUGUGUGUAGUCUAUCGUCGUCUUGUCGUCGGUGUUGUGAGAUACAAUCAUUACUAACGCGUUUCGUAGUCCCCCCACCUGUUUCCCGCCCCACCUUCUGCACUCAAUCAAUCUAACCCCAGAGCAUCUAGCCUAGUUGAAGUUAGAUGACUCCAGGUGUCAUCCAAUUCUAACCAACUAUUACCAGUUGUGGCUCCACUUUGGGUGCUAGAGGCAAGGCGAAACGGAGGGAAAUCCCAAGAGAAUAUAAGAAAAUUCAUUUGCAUCAAUCACCAAGAACUGAUUAUGGAAUAAGUAGUUUGUACUCUUUAUUUGCCAUGAACAAGGGGCAAGUACUCCCGAUCCUUAAUCCCAAUCCCUGAAACCCCCCACAAGCCCCUCACAAAAAUCCAGAACGCAUAUCGUUAUAUUGUUAUUAUAUCGUGACAUAUCAAGAGCUCCCAGUAGUAAAUCACUCGGAUGGCUCUACACUGCUAAGAUAGUGACAUUUUAUAGAAUUUACUUACAUUUUUGAGGCAUCUGACAAGUUUGAUAUUUAUGCAAGAAGUGAAUUAAGCAAAUGUAUAUGCAGAGUGGAAUUUUGGAAAUUUUUUAUACAUAUACUUUUAUACACACAUACAUACGUACCUUUUCAAUUAUGUCUAUGCAAACUAAGUUGUAAUUCGAUUAGCUAUUAACACUGACACCCCGAUCCGGCCGUACCCGUUCCCAUUCCCACCGCCCAACCAACCGGUGGCUUGGGUCAGUAGCCACCCACUGGUGGGCGGUGGUGCAGGUGGGAGCGAUUGCGGGACCGGGAAUAUUUUGAAGAGAAUGCGCCGCACCACCGAUUCGGGUCAGUUUCCUUUGGCUAGAGCUGUUCUUUUCAAAAUAUUGCAAAGAACAGACCCCAUCGAAAGCUGGGCUUGCAUAAUGCUCUCCAUGUGAGCAAUAGUUAUCCCCGUGGGGAAAAUCUGAGAAUCUAACUAAUAAAGAAUCCAUGUUGGUUACAAAUGCAA
This is a messenger RNA of Drosophila subpulchrella, 3997 nucleotides long. Its product is annotated as leucine-rich repeat-containing protein 70. The record is from RefSeq and is a predicted model, not a curated record. The transcript has 8 exons. NCBI's taxonomy places the organism in Eukaryota, Metazoa, Arthropoda, Insecta, Diptera, Drosophilidae. Bases 798 to 2291 code for a protein of 497 amino acids. Gene Ontology annotation, molecular function: protein binding.